AAGUUUCAACCGGUAGUCAAAACUCAAAAGCUGGCAUUCUGUAUCUGUGUUAGCGUACCGAACACCAGUCACUGGCCGCCCAUCCCCAAAUCCUCUGCCCUUUACCCUCUCCUUCACAGCCUCCACUUCUGGUUCGUAGCUCACGGCUCUAACAAAGACAGAGAAAAAGAAGAAGAAAAUCCGAAUAAAGCCUUAGAACCCUGAGACCAUGAAGAUUCUGGUUCCUUUUCUAGCUACGGUCUUGCUAAUGAGCUCGUUUUCGUUCAAUUCCGCAGAAGACGACGUGAAGUGCCUGGAGGGCGUGAAGCGCUCGCUCUCUGACCCGGCCAACAAGCUGAGCUCCUGGACAUUCACCAACACGUCCGUGGCCUCAAUCUGCAAGCUCGAUGGCGUGUUGUGCUGGAACGAGAAGGAGAACCGCCUCAUCAGCCUCGAGCUCCGGUCGAUGCAGCUUGCCGGCGAGCUUCCGGAGUCCCUCAAGUACUGCCAGAGCCUCCAGAACCUCGAUCUCUCCGGUAACGCCCUAGCCAGCCCCAUCCCUCCACAAAUCUGCCUAUGGCUGCCAUAUCUCGUAACCCUAGAUCUCUCCGGCAACCGCCUCUCCGGCCCGAUCCCCCCGGAGAUCGCAGAUUGCAAGUUCCUCAACACCUUGGACUUGAGCGGCAAUCGCCUCUCCGGUUCGAUCCCCUACGGUCUCGGCCGCUUAGAUCGGUUGAAGCGGUUCUCCUUGGCUAACAACGAUCUCUCGGGCUCUGUACCGUCAGACUUGGCGAAAUUUGACGAAUCGGACUUUGGCGGGAACGCAAGGCUCUGCGGAAAGCCCCUCGGGUCCAAAUGCGGUGGACUGAGCAGCAGAAGCCUCGCCAUUAUCGUCGCCGCCGGCGUAAUUGGCGCCGCCGGGUCGCUGUUUUUAGGGUUCUUGGUUUGGUGGUGGUUCUUCGCGAAGGCGAGUGGGGAAAAGCGACGCUACCGUGUUGGUGCUAAGGGAGAUGGUAGCUGGGUCCAGCUACUCAGGUCAUACAAGCUUGUCCAGGUCUCUUUGUUUCAGAAACCCAUUGUCAAAGUCAGGUUGGCCGAUUUGUUGGCCGCGACGAACAAUUUCGACUCCGAAAACACCGUGAUCUCGACGAGAACAGGGGUUUCGUAUAAGGCAGUGUUGCCCGACGGUUCGGCCCUCGCGAUCAAGCGGCUCAAUAAUUGCAAGCUUAGCGAGAAGCAAUUCAGGUCGGAGAUGAACAGGUUGGGGCAGAUAAGGCAUCCCAAUUUAGUGCCUUUGUUGGGGUUUUGUGUGGUGGAGGAAGAGAAGCUUUUGGUGUACAAGCACAUGUUUAAUGGGACUUUGGAUUCCCAAUUGCACGGCAUUGGCAAUGCUAACAGCCAGUAUGGUUUUCUGGACUGGCCGACGAGGCUAAGGAUUGCCGUGGGUGCGGCCAGAGGGCUUGCUUGGCUUCACCAUGUUUGUCAGCCGCCAUAUAUGCACCAAAACAUUAGCUCCAAUGUGGUUCUUCUCGAUUAUGAUUUUGAAGCUCGGUUAACGGAUGUUGGAUUGGCUAGGCUUGUGGGAUCUCGUGAUUCUAAUGAUAGCUCGUAUGUGAAUGGUGAUUUGGGUGAGUUUGGUUAUGUGGCUCCCGAGUACUCGAGCACAAUGGUUGCGUCGUGCAAAGGGGAUGUUUAUGGUUUUGGGGUAGUGCUUUUGGAGUUGGUGACGGGACAGAAGCCUCUUGAGGUCACCAAUGCAGGGGAGGGAUAUAAGGGGAAUUUGGUGGAUUGGGUGAGUCACUUGUUGAUCACUGGUGGGAGCAAGGACGCCAUUGAUAAGGCUCUUAGUGGAAAAGGUCACGAGGAUGAGAUUAUGCAGUUUAUGAGGGUUGCUUGUAACUGUGUGGCUUCUAGGCCCAAGGAUAGGCCUUCUAUGUACGAGGUUUAUGAGUCAUUGAAGAGCAUGGCAGAAAGACAUGGUUUCUCUGAACAGUAUGACGAAUUCUCGAUGAUCUUGCGCAAAAAAGAUCCCGACUAUAAGGAGUAGCCUAUGUUGGAAAAAGAUCACAAGCACAAAACAAAAAGGGGCACUUGCAUGCUCUAAGAAUUGCAGCAUUAGGACAUCUCUGGAUUUUAGGUUUUGAUCUGAAACGCAAUUUUCAGCAAUCGGUAUGGUUUCCACUUGAGCAUGAUUCCCUGUUCUAAUCCUUCAUUUGUUGUUGGACACUUCUGUAUCAUACAAGAAGCACUAUGCACUGUAGCUCUUAUUUGGGAAAAGUUCUGUUUUUUUUUUUUUUUUUGUUGGAUAAAAUGGCUUCUGAAUCAUUGUGGUUUGUAACUUGCUGUUCUAAAGACUUUGUCAAUUUAGGCUGAACAUUAUGGUAUGAUGUGGAACUGGCAAGAGGAAACUUUUAUCUAUCUAAUUUUAUUGCCAUACAUGAUUUAUUCUAA
This is a messenger RNA of Alnus glutinosa, 2430 nucleotides long. Its product is annotated as probable inactive receptor kinase At1g27190. The record is from RefSeq and is a predicted model, not a curated record. The transcript has a single exon. Bases 209 to 2026 code for a protein of 605 amino acids. Gene Ontology annotation, biological process: protein phosphorylation. Gene Ontology annotation, molecular function: protein binding; ATP binding; protein kinase activity. NCBI's taxonomy places the organism in Eukaryota, Viridiplantae, Streptophyta, Magnoliopsida, Fagales, Betulaceae.